AUGAAAAGACUUUUAGGAGUAUGGGGUUUUCUCGUAGUUUGUCUUUUAGCUGCUGGUUCAGUAUCUAUCGUAUUUGCUAUCAUGUUCCAAAGACCUGGACAAUUGAUAAUGAAUUUGAUCGUUUCUAAGAUGGAUGGGAAUAUCGGGAUAGCUUUAGGUAUCACAUAUCUCCUCACUGUCCUUUUAGCCAUUCCUGCUAUUCUACAACCACCUGCUAAUCGUACUUUAUUGAAAGUGUUGAAUUGGUGGUUGGUAGGAUUAGCCAUAGAAACUGUCAUCUUGGGCAGUAUAGUCUGGUUCUUUUCUCUUCGUCAACGAUCUGAAUUUUCCGUGAUAUGGGAUCAACAAUCAGCUACUAUUCAACAAGCUUUACAGGAUACUUUUAGUUGUUGUGGUUAUUGGAAUGGAACUGCCUCUGGUCAAUUUACCGUCCAACAAGGUUUCUGUGCCGAUGCGACGUUUGCUGCUAAUCAAACUGGUUGUGUUACACCUAUCACCGCUUCCACAGCUCCUGGUUCAGACUUUACAUUGAACAACAUCUUCACUUCGAUCUACGGGUUCGAAGCUAUCAUUGUGGCGUUGUUCAUGGCUACUUCUUGUGUCAUCAAUGAGCGUCAAGUCCAAGUCCGUUUCGAACGUAUCGAUGCCAAACGCGGUGGUGGCGGAUUUGUGUGA
This is a messenger RNA of Tremella mesenterica DSM 1558, 675 nucleotides long. RefSeq lists its product as uncharacterized. The record is from RefSeq and is a predicted model, not a curated record. NCBI's taxonomy places the organism in Eukaryota, Fungi, Basidiomycota, Tremellomycetes, Tremellales, Tremellaceae. The transcript is spliced from 6 exons. Bases 1 to 675 code for a protein of 224 amino acids.